ACCGUGCGGCCGCUCAUUCAGCUGACCCUUUUCUUCCCCUCUCCAUCAUGGCGUUAAGCCUUCAAAGUGUCACCCAACUUCUCUCAGGCGGGACCAUACCCGUUAUCGGGCUCGGGGUUUACCUGAAUGAUGAGUGCGCAGAAGCUUGCCAAGCUGCCUUGGAGGAAGGGUACAGGAUGAUUGACUCGGCGAGAUACUACAUGAAUGAAGCUCAAGUAGGGGUCGGCGUCCGACGAAGUGGAAUUCCCCGCGAGCAAAUAUUCAUCACCUCUAAAAUCUACCACCCCGACUUCGGGUAUGCGAGGGCCUAUGAAUGUAUCCAGGAAUCAGUGGUCGAGCUCGGUCUAGGCUACUACGACUUGUACUUGAUCCACUCCCCAACGAGUGGGAAGAAGAGGCGGAUCGAGACAUACAGAGCACUCCUUGAAGCGAAAAAGGAUGGCCUCGUGAGGAAGAUCGGUGUUUCAAAUUACUCCGGAAAGCACAUCGAUGAAAUUAUCGACGCGGGAUUGGAGUUGCCUGAUGUCAAUCAAAUUGAGCUACACCCGUUCUGCCAACAAAGACCUAUUGUUGAGUAUUGCCGGGCGAAAGGCAUUGCAGUACAGGCUUAUUCCCCUCUCGUGACCGGCCAAAUGGAUCACAAUGUAUUUACGCGGCUGGCGAAGAAGCAUGAUAAAGAUGAGGCACAGAUCCUCAUUCGAUGGUCGCUACAAAAAGGAUCUAACGCCCAAGUCUUUAACUUCGAGCUGGAUAAAGAUGACAUGGAUGCACUUGAUGCACUUGAUCAAGGGGAAGAAGGUGCGGUAACAUGGAAUCCGGUUAAUGAGCCAUGAUAUGAAAUGCACUAUGGCCCGAAGAGUUAACUUUGUCCCUAAUCUUAAAUGUCAGGUUGAUCGAAAUCAUGCUUUCAAUCUAGCCCAAGAGUGACGAAAAAAAGUCCGUAGCUCGGUUCACAGAAAGAGCGUCGGAUUGACAUGCUCCUAACCUUC
Molecule: messenger RNA, 989 nt
Organism: Suillus paluster
Lineage: Eukaryota; Fungi; Basidiomycota; Agaricomycetes; Boletales; Suillaceae
Product: Aldo/keto reductase
Exons: 8
Coding region: 48-833 (261 amino acids)
Molecular function (GO): oxidoreductase activity
Source: RefSeq, a predicted model, not a curated record